UCUCAGACAACACACGGAAACAAAAUGUCGGCUGACUCAGGGCGGGGCGGUGAAAGGUCAGAGGUCGGAGCCUCGCUUUCACGCGGGCUCACCUGGCGGAACCCGGAAGUGGUGGGACCCGGAAGUUUGUUGGUGCGCAGUUUGAUCCUCAGGGACACUGAACCAUGCUGGGACACAGUUGCUGCCUCUUUGGCCUCUUGGUUGCCAUGACAACCAUGAGGAGCUCUACAUCACAAGAGUCCACCCCAUUGGCUGACAUCAACAGUGAGUUUGCCCUGGAGCUGUACAAGGCGCUCCACAAGGAUCAUCCCGAGAACAUCUUUUUCUCACCCUUCAGUAUCUCCACCUGUCUGGCCAUGACUUACCUGGGGGCAAGGAACGAUACAGCACAACAGAUGAGUCGAGUGCUUCGCUUCCACAAGAUGGACGCCUCCGACCUUCACAUGCUGUUCCACGACCUUCUGACCCAGCUGCAUCACUCCGACAGGCCCUACAUACUCAAGACCGCCAACCGGCUCUUUGGUCAGAACUCUUUUGAGUUUGUGCAAAAAUUUCUAGAUGAAACAUCCAGACAUUACAGGGCACAGUUGGCUCCUGUGGACUUCCAUGGAAACACAGAGGGAGCACGGCAAACUAUCAACAGCUGGGUGGAGGAACAGACAGAGAACAAAAUACAAGAUCUUUUAGCACCAGGAACUGUGAGCCCUAGCACCAUGUUAGUGCUGGUCAACGCCAUCUACUUCAAGGGCAGCUGGGAAAGUAAGUUUGAGGAGUCGCGUACGAGACUCGGUACCUUCCACGUCAGCCGUGACGAGAAGGUGGAAGUACCCAUGAUGCAUCAGCAGGGCCGGUUCAAACUCACCUACGACGAGGACCUCAACUGCCAAAUCCUGGAGAUGCCUUACAGAGGCAAACACCUGAGCAUGGUGGUGGUGUUGCCGGAAAAGAUGGACGAUUUGAGCGUCGUCGAGACGUCUUUAACGCCAGACUUACUCCGUCGCUGGCGGAAGUCCAUGAGCGAGGAAUCCACAAUGGUGCAAAUCCCUAAGUUCAAACUUGUCCAGGAUUUCUCCUUGAAUGAGAAGCUGGCAGAGAUGGGGAUGACGGACCUGUUCAGUAUGGCGGACGCCGACCUGUCCGGGAUCACGGGAUCGCGUGACCUUCACGUCAGCCACGUCAUACACAAGGCGUUUGUGGAGGUCAACGAGGAGGGCAGCGAGGCCGCGGCAGCGACGGCGGUGAACAUGAUGAAACGGUCCCUGGGCGGGGAGAUGUUCUUCGCGGACCAUCCCUUCCUGUUCCUCAUCAGGGACAAUGACUCCAACUCUGUCUUGUUUCUGGGGCGACUUGUGCGACCAGAAGGACACACUACAAAAGAUGAACUGUGAAUCUAAAAAUGCAUGUUUGUAUUUCAAAAGAUUAUCUUUAUUGUAUCAAAGUCAGACUUUGGAGCUUCUACUGAAUUAGUUUUUGUUAUGAUAAUCAAUUUAUGUGCAACAUGCGCAUUGUAAGGAUCCUCUGUAGUAUUUCUGUGCAUGUGUUACCAUGCAUAUGACAAUCUCCGAGACGACAUACUGGAAAGACUUGAAAGUUGAUGAAAAGGAAGCAACAUUGUAGUAAUAGGAAGGCUGUAAUGAUUGUGUAACCAAAUGCAAAAUGGAAAAGUAUCAUAUCAACACCCAAUAAAAGACACAACAUUUUCU
Molecule: messenger RNA, 1703 nt
Organism: Branchiostoma floridae (Florida lancelet)
Lineage: Eukaryota; Metazoa; Chordata; Leptocardii; Amphioxiformes; Branchiostomatidae
Product: leukocyte elastase inhibitor-like
Exons: 4
Coding region: 165-1388 (407 amino acids)
Biological process (GO): negative regulation of endopeptidase activity
Molecular function (GO): serine-type endopeptidase inhibitor activity
Source: RefSeq, a predicted model, not a curated record